This is a messenger RNA of Guillardia theta CCMP2712, 354 nucleotides long. RefSeq lists its product as hypothetical. The coding region runs from base 1 to 354 and encodes 117 amino acids. The transcript is spliced from 3 exons. The record is from RefSeq and is a predicted model, not a curated record. NCBI's taxonomy places the organism in Eukaryota, Cryptophyceae, Pyrenomonadales, Geminigeraceae.
AUGGAAGGGCGCAGGGGGAAAGUGGACAUGGAGGCGGAUCUGAGGUCACGGGAUCACGCUGACGGGAGCAUGCUGAAGCGACGCGAGGGUGCAUUUUACCUCACGUAUCACCAAGCAGCAUUCGAAGCCGCGAGAAGCGUCUCGAGUUGUCUCGCUCUACUCUCGGAGAUCAAGUCCGAGAAGAUCGCAUCGCUUGGGCGGCUUCAGAGAAUGGAGGCCGGAAAGAGCUGCGUUAUCAGGGUUAGCGGACCCUCCGACAUCCAAAAAGGGUGUGCCAGGCUGGCAAGUGGACGAUGCCGACUCAAGACCAACUCCGACCUCGCCAAUACUAUGCUUGACGGCAAUCCAGACUGA